AUGAGGUUACUGGAGUCGAACCUUCUUGUCGAUGAAGAUUUCUCACCUAAGGUGAGCUGUUCCAAGAGAAGGCGUCUCGUGUUUUAUUCAAGUGAUGAUGAAAAUGAGAAUUCCCCUCGUGAUGUAUCCGAUAUUCCUCAGGAGAAAUCGCUUACGAAUUUGUAUUCAUGUCCAAGUAAAAGAUUUGCCAGAGACGUAACAAAUUCACCGAAACUCUCCUCUUCGUCGGCGAGAUCAAAAUGCUCUUCGGUGGUCUCCAUGAAAAAGCGUUUUUUAGAAACAUCAUCAAACGACUUGUUCAACACUUCUGCUGUGGACUCAUGCUUCACAAUGGAUCCAGUUGAUGGAAGUAGGAGUUUUGCCUGGCCGCACCUCACUUAUCCAUUUUUGCUACCUGACCGAAUUCAAGACGCGUGUGGACAUCGUCCUGCCCAUCCUGAUUACGAUCCGAGAACUCUACUCGUCCCAGAGGACUUCCUUCGGAAGCAGUCACCUGCUCUGCGGCAGUGGUGGAUUCUCAAGUCUCAGAAUUUUGAUACUUUGUUGUUCUUCAAAAUGGGGAAAUUCUAUGAACUCUAUCACAUGGAUGCUGUCAUUGCUGUAGAAGAACUCAAGUUGACUUAUAUGAAAGGAGAAUUUGCACACUCCGGAUUUCCAGAGAUUGCCUUUCAGCGAAUGGCAGAUCAUCUCCUCCAUCGUGGUUACAAAGUGGCCCGAGUGGAACAAACUGAGACACCGGAAGCCAUGACCAAGCGGACAAGUGGUCGCUCAGGCGUAGACAGGGUUGUCCGUCGGGAAAUCUGCCAGGUUAUCACUCCUGGUACCUGGUUUGCGCCUCUGCGUAAUGGGAUUUCUUCAGAUAACGCUCUUGAUGUAUCUUGUGCAACAUCCUCUUCCCAGCCUAUUAGUCACUCAGAAAUGGAGACCGAUCUCAUGUUCAAUCGUUAUCUUCUAGUGAUUCUCGAGGGGUCAGGUAACGAAAAAUCAGAGACUCAGCUCGGCAUCGCCCUUCUAAAAGCAGCUACUGGAGAAAUUAUGUUAAGUUACCCCCGCUUUUUUCUGCGAGGCAUUUCAGCAUUUGGUCUAAUUCUGCAUUUAACCAGUGCGUUCUUGAUUGGUCAGUUCUCAGACGAUAUCCACUACUCUCGAAUGUGCACAAUAGUCGCCCACUUUCCCCCAUCCCAGAUCCUCUUCGAACGCGGCAAUCUGAGCAAUAAGCUGCGAAGGAUGCUGAAGGCGCGUUUGCCGAGUGUGCCAUUCGAAGGGCUGGCGGGAGGAAAGCAGUUCCUCUCGGCCCAUGAGACUAUCUGUGCGUUGGAAUCGGCUGACUACUUCACCCUCGCCCCGAGUCAGCGCGCGUCCUCCGCGGGCACCGCUCCCUCGCACCUCUCCAAGGUCGACUGCUGGCCUGCCGACCUCCUCCGAAUGCUUGAUCCCGUCGAUACGCUGGAGAGGAAUGUUCUACCAGGGUACGAAUUGGCAGUUCGGUGCCUCGGGGCAGUAGUGUUUUACCUGCGCUACUGCCUCACCGACACGGAGAUCCUCUCUCUGGGUCUUAUCCACGAGUAUCGCCCUGCAGAUGUCUCCUCAGCGCUCGUUCUUGGCCAACCCUUCUAUGAGCGUCAGGUCAACAUGGUUCUUGAUAGCGUAACUAUGGAGAAUCUCGAAAUCCUAACAAACAACUUCAAUGGAACACUAGAGGGCACUCUCCUUGAGAGGCUGGACUCAUGUUGUACACCGUUCGGUCGACGUCUGUUGAGAACGUGGGUAGUGAGCCCACCCUGUCACCCUAACUCUAUAACUAAGCGUCAAGACGCCAUUCAGGAACUGAUGGACUUGUCCCCCCAGCUGCAGAGUGUUCGUGAUGCUCUUCGACGUCUGCCAGAUCUUGAGCGACUUCUUACAAAAAUCCACAUAAUGGGAUGGAACGCCACUAGACCUGAUCAUCCGGAGUCCCGAGCUAUUGUGGUCGAUGAGACUAUCUAUUCGAAAAGGAAAAUUAUGGAUUUUCUCCUCGCCCUAUGUGGGUUCAAGUCGGCCAUUCUCAUCAUUAAGGACUUCUCGCGAUUCGGCGUCAAAUCUGAGCUCUUGCGUUUCCUUGCCUCCCUGCGUGAAGAGGGUGGAGCUUUUCCCAAUUAUAGUGAGGAACUUUCAUUAUUUGACAAAGCAUUUGAUCAUGAAAAGGCCAAACGCGAUGGCUGCAUUGUUGUGGAGCCGGGUUUCGACCCCGAGUUCGAUAAAGCCUGCGAAGGCCUUGAGAGAGCAGAAAUGGAUAUGGAAGAUUUCUUAGCUGAACAGAGUGACCUGAUUGGCUGUCAGCUGACCUACACGGGGACGGGGAAGAACCGUUUUCAGAUAGAGGUGCCAGAGACGUGCAUGGAUCGAGUGCCUCAUGCCUGGGAGGCAACGGGCCAGCGAAAGGGCUUUCGUCGCUUUCGUCCACCCCCCAUCAAGGAGCUCUUCGCACGCCUCGUUAUUGCCGAAGACGCCAAGCAGGAGAGCAUGCAGGGCAUCAUGCGUCGUCUCUUUGCCUCCUUUAGCUCCAGCUACUCCAACUGGCAGGCGGCCAUCAGGUGCAUUGCAGAACUGGAUUGCCUCAUCUCUCUCGCCAACUACAGCAUCUCCGCUGCCGCAAUCACCUGUCGUCCGGAAUUCUACCCUCUUGAUCCUGGAACUAAGCCAUUUCUGGAGAUUGAAGGCGGUUACCAUCCGUGUCUAGUGAGAAGCUUUUCCGGUGGCGAGAUCACUCCCAAUGACGUUCAGUUGGGUCCCAUUCUGGGCCAGGAGAAGGCCACCUCGACGGGCUUCAAGGUGGGCGUCACGACUCUUCUCAUCACUGGACCCAAUAUGGGCGGCAAAUCUACUCUCAUGCGUCAGACCGCACUUCUGGUCAUUCUCGCCCACCUGAUACCGGCUACGAGUUGUCGUCUGACGCCAGUCGACAGGGUGUUCACGCGAAUCGGAGCAUCGGAUCGGUUGAUAUCGGGUCAAAGCACGUUCUUUGUGGAGCUGGCAGAGACGGCCGUGAUCCUCAAUCACGCGACGGCGCACAGCCUUGUACUGAUGGAUGAGUUGGGCCGCGGUACCUCGACCCGAGACGGUUCCGCCCUGGCCUCUGCCGUCCUCCGCUAUCUCACCACAGCACGCCCUUCUGGUCCGCUAAGCCUCUUCUCUACUCACUACCACAACCUCGUCGAGGUGCUGCAGAAAUCCCGGACCGGUGCCUCCCUCGAGGCUCUCGACAUCGGGCACAUGGCAUGUUUAGUCGGCGAUGGAGGGUUGGAGGAGCAGCCGGCAGAAGCGGAGGCGGGUAGCGACACGCAGAAGAUCACCUUCCUCUACAAGCUCGUUCCCUCGGCAUGUCCCAAAAGCUACGGUUUUAAUGUCGCUCGCUUGGCACAAAUUCCAGACGAAGUAAUUAAUAAGGGCGUAAUCAUGGCCAGAGAGUUUGAGAAGGCGACGUUGGUUUUCUCGUGUCUGCGGGAUAUUUUGUCGAGAAAAAUGGAUCAUGAUCAGGCUCAACUUUGGCGCUUACGAUUGGCAAAUUUGAGUCGCGAAAAGAUGCGCGGAACCUAG
Echinococcus granulosus is the source of this 3576-nucleotide messenger RNA. RefSeq names its product DNA mismatch repair protein Msh6. The record is from RefSeq and is a predicted model, not a curated record. The transcript has 19 exons. Gene Ontology annotation, molecular function: ATP-dependent DNA damage sensor activity; mismatched DNA binding; ATP binding. Gene Ontology annotation, biological process: mismatch repair. Lineage: Eukaryota; Metazoa; Platyhelminthes; Cestoda; Cyclophyllidea; Taeniidae. Gene Ontology annotation, cellular component: MutSalpha complex; nucleus. Bases 1 to 3576 code for a protein of 1191 amino acids.